This is a messenger RNA of Pogonomyrmex barbatus (red harvester ant), 2498 nucleotides long. It is a transcript of the gene Gle1, whose product is annotated as Gle1 RNA export mediator. Lineage: Eukaryota; Metazoa; Arthropoda; Insecta; Hymenoptera; Formicidae. Gene Ontology annotation, molecular function: phospholipid binding; inositol hexakisphosphate binding; translation initiation factor binding. The record is from RefSeq and is a predicted model, not a curated record. Gene Ontology annotation, cellular component: cytoplasm; nuclear pore cytoplasmic filaments; nuclear pore. Gene Ontology annotation, biological process: poly(A)+ mRNA export from nucleus.
AAGGCCGAGAUGGCCGCUCUUAGGCUUCUCUCUAGUUAGAGGAAAGGUGUCAUCAAAAUCUAAAGAGAAGGUUAGUUUGUCGAUCAACGUGGUGUUGUUGAUUACGGUGAAAUAAAUUCUUAUGAAUAAGCUAACGUGUUUAAUCAAAUAACAUGACAGAACGAUAAUCUUGGGUGGAUAACCCGCUUCGUUGACAUUCUUCGCAGGAGGACGUGUGUAAAUAUAUUUCUGGUAUAAAACAGGUUAGAUUUGUGUUUUUAUGCACUUCUCCGCGAAAUUUCGCGAAACAAAUCAUGUCAUUUAACUGGACGAAAAGGAAACCAGAAACCGAUACGAUGAAUCGAGAGAAUACGCGAGGCAUACUCUGUUCUGGCCGGAUUGUUAAGACAAAUAACAUGGAUAUCACAUCGGAUUUUGCCUGCCUUAAGGUCUCGGCCUUGCAAAAGGCAUCACGCAUAUCAGCGAUUACAAAGAUUGAUCGUGUCACAAUUGGACCCCAAUCGGCAAUGUAUGAAGAUGAUUCUGAUAAAAUGGAUAAUAUCGAGAACGAAAAAAAUUCCUGUAACAUUAAAAGUCCACAGAAAGCUGUUACUAGUCCUAAAUCUAACAUGGUAUCCAGUACAAAUGGUAUUUUGUUCUCGAUCAAGAAGAUUCUUCUGGAGAAAGAGCUGCAAAGAAAAGAAGAAGUCAUGAAAGAGAUGAAGCGUCGUAUUCAGCAUAUGAACGACAAUGGUCGUGUUAUUCAAGAGCAAAUGGCAAACUCCCGUUCAUUGAUGGCACGCGAACGCGAACGUCGGACUGAAGAAAAGUUGGCCGAAUUUCUAGCCGAACAGGAACGAAUUGCAGAACAGGACGAGAUCAAGAGGCGUCACGAGCAACAAUUGCAAAUGCAACGUGUUCAAGAGCAGAAAGAAAAGCUUGAACGAGAAGUGGAGGAAUACCGAAGACGGAUGAAAGAAAAGGAAGAACUGUUGAAAUCUGUAUUAUUCCAUCGAAGCCAGUUCAUGGCCAAAUAUCAUGAUCUCGAAACACUAUCUAAGUCCUGCAAAGAUCCAGAAACAUUCAGCAUGGUCAUUGCGACACAUACCGCAAGGAUAAGAGAUUUGAUACUACAAAUUGAAGCUAUCGAUAAAAAGAUUGUUAAUGGAGAAUUAGUAGCCACAGAUGUAAACAUUAUUGAGACUGUGGUUUGCCAUUUUGAUGAUAUAUUGAAUGUAUUUCGUUCGGAAACAGAAAAAAUAAAUACUCAAUAUGAAGCAGAAUUGGUUCGUAAAGCGCAAGCUGCAAAUGAGGUACAGCCAGUUGAAGAGCCAAAUAGUGUUCCAAUUAGUAAUAUAAUUCCUCCUCAACAAUCAGAUGAGAGCAAUGUGGAAAAGAAAGGAGAUCAAAACUCCGAUAUAACAACAAAUCAAGAAACAGCAGUCACAUUGGUUAAUACACCGCCUGUAUCUGAUCCUAAGCCAGAAGAAGAAGUUAAAGAUUCCACGCGCAAAAAUGAUUCCUUCGAAUAUGUUGACAAGGAGUCAUUACAGAUUUACGUCAGGAGCCAACAAUUCUUGCAGUUUUAUAGAGAAACUUGUAAAGAGUUUUUACAAUCGCCUAGUACAAAGAAAUUUCGCUUCGAGUGUCAAAAGGCAAUUAACAUUCCUGUAAAUGCUAUUUCCGGCGUAAGCGAGCAACACUUAAGAGAUAAAUAUGAUAGGCUACAGAAUCUUUUGAUUGGAAAAUUGCCUCCUAACGUUAUACAACAUCCACAAGGAGUGAUUUUCUGCAAAAAUCAUCUGGCGAAAAAGAUAGUUAGUCAAGGCGAGACGUUAGUAUCCAGCAAGCCGGAAAUGGCAUUCCCUGUGGCGAUGAUCGUUGUAGCCCUCUGGAACGAACAUCCAGACUUUGGCGAAUUAUUUUUGGCACAUCUUCACGAGGCAUGCCCGUUUACCGUGCCAAUGUUUUUACCACAGCAAGAAGGACAGUCCAACGAGGAUUAUUACAAAUCCCUCGGUUGUAAAUACUCCGAAGAUGGUACUGUUGAAAAACAGGAUAAGUUUUUGAAAAGGAUGUCAGGUUUAAUAAGGCUAUAUGCAUCGAUUACUGUUACUAAACAGCGGAAAGGUGUUACCAAGACUCAUCCUCAUGGUCUUCAGCAUGCUUGGAGAUGGUUGGCAGCUGUUUUGAAUAUUGAACCACGAGCUGACAUUUGUGAUUUAUGUGCAACUUUGAUAUUGGACAUGCUUGAGGUAGCUGGUAAUGUGUUAUGGACUAUGUAUCAAAAGCAGUUCCACAAAUUAUUGAUAUUAUUAAUAGAAAAAUAUUAUCCGCGUAUGCGUAAUGUUGCGGACGGUGGUGGUGGUCCUCUGGUACGGUUAGAAGAAUUUCUAAAGAACGCUCUGAUAAUUGGUACCAUACGUCCUGCCGAUGGAAUGCUUCCGCCUCAUUUCUUGUGAUUUUUCAUGAAAUCAUCCUCACAACAUAGUGAUUUGAACGUAAAUUGAAAUCUAACA